Messenger RNA from Misgurnus anguillicaudatus (oriental weatherfish), 779 nucleotides. RefSeq names its product guanylate kinase 1b (gene guk1b). The record is from RefSeq and is a predicted model, not a curated record. Gene Ontology annotation, biological process: purine nucleotide metabolic process. Gene Ontology annotation, cellular component: cytosol. NCBI's taxonomy places the organism in Eukaryota, Metazoa, Chordata, Actinopteri, Cypriniformes, Cobitidae. Gene Ontology annotation, molecular function: GMP kinase activity.
AAGCUGAGCAAUAAGUCAGCGGGUUAGAAACACACACACAGCUACAGUUCACUGUCUACAUUGCACAUUGCAGACAAGAGAGAUGUCAGGACCCAGGCCUGUAGUUCUUAGUGGACCCUCGGGAGCCGGGAAAAGCACCCUGUUAAAGAGACUCAUGAAGGAAUAUGAAGGGGUUUUUGGAUUCAGUGUAUCUCACACCACUAGAAAUCCUCGACCAGGUGAAGAAGAUGGAAAAGGGCUGAAAUGUCUCCCAAUGCUUCUGGGGGCUACAUUACUUCCUGUAGCAGACAUCCUAUCCUCUGAGACAUCUGAAGAUUACCACUUUGUAACCAAAGAGAAGAUGCAAGAGGGAAUCGACCAGGAGGACUUCAUUGAGAAUGCAGAGUUUUCUGGAAACAUGUAUGGAACCAGUAAAUCAUCUAUAACGGAUGUUCAGGCACAAAACCUCAUCUGCAUCCUGGAUGUUGAUAUACAAGGUGUGAAAAACAUCAAAAAGACUGAUCUAAAUCCAAUCUAUAUCUCCAUCCAGCCACCAUCAAUGGAAAUCUUGGAAAAGCGUCUGAGAGACAGACAAACAGAGACAGAAGAAAGUCUACAAAAGCGUCUGGAGGCAGCAAGGAUUGAUAUGGAGCUGAGUAAAGAACCUGGAACUUUCGACCUGGUUAUCAUUAAUGAUGACUUGGAAGAGGCCUACGAGAAACUUAAAAGUGUUCUUAUUGAGGAAAUUCAGAAGGUACAAGAUUCGCAUGAAUAGGAAAAGAUGAACGACAGUGUUUACA